Molecule: messenger RNA, 2207 nt
Organism: Puccinia graminis f. sp. tritici CRL 75-36-700-3
Lineage: Eukaryota; Fungi; Basidiomycota; Pucciniomycetes; Pucciniales; Pucciniaceae
Exons: 4
Coding region: 84-1679 (531 amino acids)
Biological process (GO): mRNA splicing, via spliceosome; protein ubiquitination; DNA repair
Cellular component (GO): cytoplasm; U2-type catalytic step 1 spliceosome; Prp19 complex
Molecular function (GO): protein binding; ubiquitin protein ligase activity
Source: RefSeq, a predicted model, not a curated record
AACCCAAUCCAGCCAACAUCCACUCGAUCAACAUCCGCCAACCUAUCGAUCAUCCUCAUCUUCACUUCAGGAAACCUUCUGCAAUGUUCUGUGCAAUUUCGGGAGUGUCUCCUCUUCACCCAGUCGUUUCUAUCAAAUCGGGAUACGUUUAUGAGCGAAGUUUGAUUGAAAAAUAUCUCAAGGAGAAUGAAGGCAAGGAUCCGAUCACAGGAGAUAUCGUGGAGCUUUCAGAGUUGGUCGAUGUGAAAACAGUGCCAUCCGCCCCUGCGCCGCCACCCCGAGCUCCUAACCUCUCGUCCGUGCCGUCCCUCCUGGUCACUCUACAAAACGAAUGGGACGCCAACAUGCUCGAGUGUUACGAGUUGCGCAAGCAAAACGCAUCUCUGCGCCAAGAGCUGUCCCACGCUCUUUACAAGGAAGAUGCCUCAAUGCGAGUUCUUGCUCGAGUCCUAAAAGAGCGCGAUGAAGCACGUGAAGCGCUAGGAAGUGUACAAUCUUCCCUUGGUCUCAGCAGCGCUUUAGAGUCGAAAACCAAUGGUAACGACACGGAAAUGAAAGAUGCUGCCGCACCUCAGGGCCUGCCCGAGGCAGUUCUGGGUCGUAUUGACACAACCUCUAAAGCUCUUAUGGCCACUCGCAAAAAAAGACAAAUUCCGGCUGGCUACGCGUCUCCGGCUGCAUUGAAGACUUACAUUCAAAAGACAUCUAUACCAUCACUCCAUUCGACCAAACCCCCUGGUAUUACCUGCCUGAAAGUCACAGGUUUGGACGACAAUUUGAUUGUAACCGGUGGGAUGGACAAAGUAGUGCAAAUCUAUGAUCGCACGACAGAGAAAGUUCUUGCUACGAUGAAAGGUUCGACUAAAAAGAUCAACUCGAUUGCCGUUGUUGGAGGUCAGAAUGCAACAUCGAAAGAACUACCUAAGAUGAUUAUUGCUUCGUACGAGAAGACCAUUCGGUUCUGGGUGCCCAGCGAAAAGAAAGUGGGGUAUGUCGCCGGUGGUACCAUCGUUCAAUCCGACGAAGUGACCGGUAUCGACCUACACCCAUCAGAAUCCCUACUUCUCACCGGGUGCGGAGACGGUUCAUGGGCCCUUCACGACCUCGAACAUCCAUCUGGAACGCCCAAAACGAUUCUUUCGGUCUCCCUGAAUGACGUACCCGCCGGCACAAGCAUCAGCUCGGUCAAAUGGCAUCCCGAUGGCGUAAUUCUAGCUGCGGGAUUAUCCAAUAGCGCUUUGAAGGUCUUCGACGUGAAAACGGCGACUUGUGUAGCCGACUUUGAGGGCCACGCAAACGUUGGCGGGGGGCCGAUCAAGUCGAUGUGCUUUAGUGAAAAUGGUUAUUCUUUGGCGACGACGGCUCAACACUCAGCGACUAUCAAACUUUGGGAUCUGCGUAAAUUAACCAACUAUCAUACGAUCACCCUUCCCGAAGGCUAUGAACCCACCCAGGUUGCUUGGGAUUAUAGCGCUCAAUUUAUCGGAGUUGUUGGAAACGAUUUGAGAAUUUGGCAAAACAAGACCUGGGAAGAAUUGGUAGUUUACGACAACAAUGCCGCCGAGCUAACUGGCCUCAACUUCACCAAAGCUGGAAGCGAAAUCGUAGUCGGUGGAAUGGAUCGUACUGUCACUAUAUUAUCUGCCCCUGUCGUUGCCAAUGACUCAGCCUCCUCGUAAUACAAAUCUACACCCAUGUGAUUCAAACAGUAGACUAAAUAAGUUGGAAAGACAGCGUAAACUUAGACAGACCCUCUAGUUCUCGGAUUCUUAAAAGCCAUCUACCAUUCAAUCGUUUGACUCACAAGUGAGCCCUUUGCCACUUUUCUAGAGCAUACGUCGUGCAUGUUCAAAUUCAUUUUCACAGAUACCGAUGAGAGUACAAAAGGAAAGAAAAAAAAUCUGAGAAAUAAUAAAGCUUCGAAGAGAUACACAUUUGUGUAAGUUUGUCAAACAUAGAAAAAAGUCAACAAAUCCCCCUCUGAUUCCAACUUGCCCAUGGAAUGUUCUUGCGUCAUAUCGUAAGCCCCUCUAAAUUUAUAUGUGUGUUGAGGUGCCACCCAUAUGGGAAUGUGGGUUACUAGCUGAGCCCGGCAAGGUUAAAGAUCUGUGAUAUUUGUUCAAGUUUUCAAUUGAAAAGCAAAAGAUAUAGUCGAAUAAUAUUUUGGAAUCGCGCUUCAGAAACUUUCCAGUUCGGUCUGAUCCCAU